AUGCAUUACCGGAUGCCAGGGAAUACCAAAGAAACGAAAAUGAAACACAAUCCGCCGCUGGCUCAUCUCAUCUCCUUCCAUUCGGAUGCUGCACGCGUUUUGCGUCCCGCUAAUAUUUUAGACUUCUCCCUUAAACACAAGGGUCAUGUUGUAUUCCUCACACAGAAUUCUCUAGAUCUAGGAUUACUGAAAGUUAUGAAGCAACGGAACUCGGCAUUAGCUGGAGAUUGUAUUAUCCCGAAAUUAAAUCAGCCGCAGUUCUGCUUAGAAGAGGAUUACAUGUAUGCUUAA
Danaus chrysippus (African queen) is the source of this 291-nucleotide messenger RNA. NCBI's taxonomy places the organism in Eukaryota, Metazoa, Arthropoda, Insecta, Lepidoptera, Nymphalidae. The record is from the annotation of a GenBank genome assembly.